Xiphophorus hellerii (green swordtail) is the source of this 2380-nucleotide messenger RNA. It is a transcript of the gene tssc4, whose product is annotated as tumor suppressing subtransferable candidate 4. Bases 126 to 983 code for a protein of 285 amino acids. The transcript has 2 exons. The record is from RefSeq and is a predicted model, not a curated record. NCBI's taxonomy places the organism in Eukaryota, Metazoa, Chordata, Actinopteri, Cyprinodontiformes, Poeciliidae.
CCGGUGGAUACAUUUUUCUUCCUGGUUUGAUGUAGCGCACUGACUGUGAAUGUUAGCUUUUUCUCUGACUACUGAUCUUACAGCCAGCAGUCAGGUUUUUUGUUCAGUCAGGUCUCAGUGAUGCUAUGAAGAUGUCUGAUCACAGAAACAUCAGAGACCACAAGGAUGAUGAUGAUGAUGAUGAUGUGUUAGAGCUUUCAGCCAGCGAUGAAUCUGAGCCUGAAGAAGCACCAAGAGAGGCUCCGUUUGACCCAGAGCUGGAUCACAGCGAUGAAGACGGGGAGGUGAUGACCUCUGUUUCACCUUCUGCUCCCGCAGCGCAGAGUUCUUUCAGCCUGAGCGGAGCGAGUUCAGGCUUCUCAUUCCGCAGCCGCAGCAUCUUUGACUGCCUGGACAGUGUAGAGAAGCGCUCUGUCACUCCGCGGAACCAAGGGAACUCAGCAGAAAGCAGGAAGACGAGCCACCCUCCUUCCACUUCUCCCAUACCACAGAAGAAGAGAGGAGUCCCAGACUAUCUGGUGCACCCCGAGCGAUGGACACGCUACAGCCUGGAGGAUGUAGCGGAGAGCAGCGAUCAAGAUAACAGGAGAGCAGCUCACCAGUUCCUGUCUGGUCUGCAUCAGGAGACAAAAAGUGAUCCUCGCUGUGACGUCCAGGAGAGGAUGCUCUUCUCCAGACCAAAGCGGCUCUCGAAAGAGCAGGUGGCUGUGCAGCUGCCACCUGAUCUGCAGGAAAAGGAGAAGGAGUUACAGCUGAGUCACCUGGCUGAUGAGGAUGAAGAUAAUGAAGGCAGAGAAAGAGCGGAGGUUGGAGAUACGACAGAAAAAUCAAAACAAGGAAAGAAAAAUAAAGAGAAAAGCAUGGGUGAACCUGUUGUUCUGGAAGAGGAGAAGAAGUUAGGUGAGUCCAAAGUUAACUUCUCCUCCUUCAGGAAGACCACAGCAAAGAACUACAGAAGAAAUUCUGGAGAAAAAGAAGACUGACUUCUGAAUGGAUGCAAUACUAAAUGAUUUCUGACCUGUCAGACAGCAGUAUUCCUUCUGCACAGAACUUCCAUUUCAUCCAUUCAUUUUUUUGGGUGGGACACGCAUGAUGGAUUCAUGAGAUGAUUUUGCAUUAUUUAGAGGAAAACUAAGAAUACUCAUUUCUUGUUUUUCCAAAUGAAGUAAAGCAUUAAGAAACUUCAUUGUUUUAAGCUUCUGUAAGUGGUGUAGAGUAAUUAUACCAGAUUUGACCUGUCCUUGUCCCAGUCCUAGUACUUAGAAAAAAGAUUAAAAAUGUUCUUUUUGUUUUUUUCAAAGUAGAAUAAAAGUUCCAUACACCCCAAGCUGUGUUUUAAAAAGAAAAUCUGUUUAGUGUACAACAACUCAAUUCUCAAAUGGAAUGUUAGGAAUCAGGUAUCAACACCAGAACUGCUGCCAGACGUAGUUUACAGCCAUGUUGUCUCACAGGUUUUACAAAUCAUUCACAUCUUUGAGCUUUUCUCCCGCAGAUUGCCCAGAAUGCUUCCAGUGAAAAUGUUUGAGAGGCUUCUUCAGUGCUCAGUUAACUGAGAGUUAUCAGCUUAUCAUCAGUGCAACUAGGCAACUCAAGAACUACUUCAUUUUUUACUUCAAAACUAGAGUCUUAGUUUUACAAGAUGAAGUUAUGCUAACAGUCCUUCUCAGACAGGUUACCUCAGUAUUACAAUGUCGUAAGUGAGUUCUCUUAUUCUUCCUGCAGCAAUAGUGGCAAAACAGGUUUGGUUAUUACUGGUGUUACAAGGCAUUUGUUUAAUGAACUCCCUCUCCUGGGGCAGACAGAUACCUCACACUCAGGGUGUGCUGCUCUCAUCACCUGCCUUUUAAAUGUUCACCUGAUACUCCACCAAAAACGCUUGCAGAGAUACAGAUGUGAGUGUGAAGACAGACAUACCUGGCUGUACAGCAUCAGUGAGGAUGAAUACAAGAUGAAUUUUAAAAUGGAUCAGGAGACGAACUUGCAGAAGAUGGCGGCAUCAGUGUCAUAGUUCUUCAUCCCCCAGUCAUCCACUGAGGCUGAUAUGAUGAAACAUGUUAUGAUUGAGUCAGUUUUGUGUUACUGACUUUUCAAUAAGAUUUAAAAGUUCAUUUAAUUCAGUAAAUACAUCUGUAGGUGAAGCACAUUAGAUAGAUCAAGUAUACACAAACUGUUUUCCAGCUUUUAUUCCUGUUAAUGAUGUUUUAUUUUGUUUAUGGCUAAUGAAAACACAUUUAAAAGUUAGACUAAAAACAUUUUCUUACAGAAAUGUGGGCUUAAUUAAAAAUAUAUUUAAUACCUGUUGUUCUUUACUCAAACAAGAUUCAUGGAAAUUCUCUUUUUUUUUUAGUUUAAUGAAUAUAACAGGUACUUCUAAAAAAAA